AUGCCUCGGCGAUUAUCUGAUUAUGUUGUGUCUGUUGACUUGUCCAAUGAAUGGAGACGCCACUUGGUUUGGUCGAAGAAGAAUGGGGAUGAUCUCAAGGCUCUGGUUACAGGGAGGUACACAUCUACCUCAGUCUUCCUAUCCCUUUUGUUCAGCACUGAAAUGGCUGUGAUCUAUAGCCCGUCUCGCCCUGCCGACGAAAUCAGAGAAGCAUUGGAGAACAAGGAGAUCCACAAAGUAGAAUUCUGGGCGGGGUUGGCUCUCUGCGUAUCGAUAUUCUUCUCUGUAUCAGCUCUCGUUGCCAAUUUCACAGCUUGGUCCGUCUUUUCUUCCUUGAGCACGGAGAAUGCCCCCAUUGUCCUCCGAUCCAACGUGGGGCUGUACAGCGCUCAACUUCCAUCAAGACUGGUAGUUUUGGCUCUAUACCUUUUCUUCGCCGUGAUUGUGCUAACGUGGUGGGUGGUCAUGCCGGGGGAGGCAGCAUUCUUUCUGACUCUUGGGGGCUUUCUCGUGAUCGUUCAUAUUAUCCAAACAUUCAGUGCUACGGCGAAUCUGGUCAUGUUGACGGGCGCCAUGGCCAAUAUGCCGAUAAUAGAAGAGGAUGAAGAGGUCCAUUUAAGCCCAGGGCAACUAUCCGAUAUUCUCAUUGAGCGAGCUCGUUUGGCCAAGAAACUAAAAGUCGACGUGAUGAAACAGUACAGGGUUGACUAUCAGCAGUUGCUUCGAGAAGUGGAGGAUGGAACCCUGCAAUUCCCCAUUUCGGAGUCUGAAUACAAUCUACGAGCUAGCAAAAUGGUGCAUAUGCGCCGCCAAAUGCCGUCUAGAUUCCUGGACGUUCGUGUGGGAAGUGAAUUGGACAUGGUUGACGAAGAACACGGGUAG
This is a messenger RNA of Seminavis robusta, 882 nucleotides long. NCBI's taxonomy places the organism in Eukaryota, Bacillariophyta, Bacillariophyceae, Naviculales, Naviculaceae. The record is from the annotation of a GenBank genome assembly.